Messenger RNA from Podospora anserina S mat+, 759 nucleotides. RefSeq lists its product as uncharacterized. Gene Ontology annotation, cellular component: plasma membrane. The transcript has a single exon. Gene Ontology annotation, molecular function: G protein-coupled receptor activity. NCBI's taxonomy places the organism in Eukaryota, Fungi, Ascomycota, Sordariomycetes, Sordariales, Podosporaceae. Gene Ontology annotation, biological process: adenylate cyclase-activating G protein-coupled receptor signaling pathway. The record is from RefSeq and is a predicted model, not a curated record. Bases 1 to 759 code for a protein of 252 amino acids.
AUGGCGGCAGAGGAUCCCCAUGCUCCGGAGAACGAGAUCGACAGCCUGACCCCUCUACCGCUGGAUCACCGUCGAGGUCUCUGGGGUGUUUCCGUCCUGGCCGGCCUGUCGUUUGUUUCUUCUACGGUUCUCCUCGUGUAUCUCACCGUCAAGCUCGUGCGAUGGCACCUCAAGCAAUGGAGAUUGGAACGGCAACAGUCUACAGACGCUCAGGCACCUUCGUCGAUCGAUCUCACGCUUGGGCUUGCAGAGCGACAUUUCUUUCCACCGUGCAGGAGGAACAACAGCCGCGGCAGAGAGAAUGCCGAGUCGACACCACGCAAGAAGGCAUACCCAAACCAGUUCCUCGUCUUGGUUUAUAACCUUCUCCUGGCCGAUAUCCACCAAGCCAGCGCUUUUUUGCUGAACGCAGUCUGGUUAGGAAGAGAUGGUAUCAUCGUUCACACUCCCGCGUGCUGGGCUCAGGGAUGGCUUGUUUCCACCGGCGACCUCUCGUCAAGCUGCUUCAUCACCGCCAUCGCCGUCCACACCUAUCUGGCAGUAGUCCGGAACUACACCCCUCCGCAACGCGCAGUUUACGCCACCGUUAUUGGGCUCUGGGUGUUCAACUACCUCGUGGCGGGUCUGGGGGUUAUCAUCACCAGGAACGGAGCAGACGGCGGGGGGUUGUACGUUAGAGCCGCAGCCUGGGUAAUCCCCCCCUGCCUCCCCGCGGGAAAAAAGGGGAAAGGGGGGGUUGUGUUUUUUACAACCCGCUAG